AUCAUUUACUUAUUUCUGAUUCAGUUAAUACUGAAAUAUAUAAUGAAGGUGAAGGUAAAGAACCUGAUAAAGUUGAUAAUGGAAAUUCAAUAGAACAACAAAGUAUAAAUUUGGCUUCUCAUACUCUUCGAAUAGUCAAAGAUUGUCCUACAUGUUGGAAUUUGAAAUAUCGAGCAUGGAAAAGGCUAAUAAAAUUAAAGGAUGCAAUCGCAACCGAAGUAUUCAGUGCUGAAAAAUACCCAACUCUGUCUGUUAUAUAUCCAGUUGUUAAAGUUUUGAAAUCAGAAUUUAAUUCAAAUUUAUCUAAUAUUGAACUGGAUAUUGAUGGAUAUAAACCUGAUAUAAGCUAUUAUAGUAAAAGCGAUGAUAACAGUGAAAGUGAAUAUGAUAAUACCAGUACUCAGUUACCAAGAAUUCCUCCUAUUCAAUCUGUAAUUUUAAAGGUUAAACAAGAAAUAUAUAAUUCUCUUCAGAAAUAUUGGGGAAAUCGAAAUAAUGCAGGUCUUUUAGCAACAUUACUGGAUCCAAGACUUAAGAAAAUGCGCCCCUGGCCUAACUAUAUAAAAGAAAAAACUAUCAGAUUAUGUUGUAAAGAACUUGAUACUAUUGCCAAUGAUAGAUCUUUAUCUAUUGCAACUUCUCCAGCUACCACUUCAUCAACCUAUUGA
Dentiscutata erythropus is the source of this 668-nucleotide messenger RNA. The record is from the annotation of a GenBank genome assembly. Lineage: Eukaryota; Fungi; Glomeromycota; Glomeromycetes; Diversisporales; Gigasporaceae.